This is a messenger RNA of Catharus ustulatus (Swainson's thrush), 768 nucleotides long. RefSeq names its product phosphodiesterase 6G (gene PDE6G). Gene Ontology annotation, biological process: visual perception; positive regulation of epidermal growth factor receptor signaling pathway; positive regulation of G protein-coupled receptor signaling pathway. Gene Ontology annotation, molecular function: 3',5'-cyclic-nucleotide phosphodiesterase activity; cGMP binding. Gene Ontology annotation, cellular component: photoreceptor outer segment membrane. NCBI's taxonomy places the organism in Eukaryota, Metazoa, Chordata, Aves, Passeriformes, Turdidae. The coding region runs from base 411 to 674 and encodes 87 amino acids. The record is from RefSeq and is a predicted model, not a curated record. The transcript has 4 exons.
ACUGGAGAGGGGCUCCCAUCGCUCCCUUUGGGAUCAGGGGAUGCUGUGGGAAUCUCUUUGGGAAUGGGAUCCCCCAGGAGAGGAGGCAGGAUUCCCUCCACGUGGGAUCCACUGCCCACCCGGCCUGGUCAUUGCUAAUCCUGACACCUCCUCCCCCCAGAGCAGGGGAAGGACACUGGAUUACCCCUGGGGAAAGAAGGGAGGUAAAUAAUCCUAUUACCCCCAGGCAGGAUAAAUCUCCCUCCCCGAAAAGCCCCCCAGAACAUUUCCAGGCCGUGGGACAGGGAAGCAGGCAGAGGGAGCAGCUCUGGAUUCGGGAAUCGUGGGACUCUAGGGGGUGAGGAGCCGUGCCGGGCCAGCGCCGGGGCCGCAGGGAGCGCCGGAGCCGGGGCUGCCAGCCCCCCACAGCCAUGAGCCUGGAGCCCCCCAAACCGGAGCUCAAAUCGGCCACCAGGGUCACCGGGGGUCCUGCCACCCCCCGCAAGGGACCCCCCAAGUUCAAGCAGAGGCAGACGAGGCAGUUCAAGAGCAAACCCCCCAAAAAGGGGGUGCAGGGGUUCGGUGAUGACAUCCCAGGCAUGGAGGGGCUGGGAACAGACAUCACUGUCAUCUGUCCCUGGGAAGCCUUCAGCCACCUGGAGCUGCACGAGCUGGCCCAGUAUGGAAUCAUUUAGGAUUUGGGCACGCUCACCAACCCCGUAGUGCUGCAUAGGUCCAGGCCCCCCUGUCCAUGCUGGGGGGCUCAGCUUGGAAAAAUGCUCAUUAAAC